Messenger RNA from Ornithorhynchus anatinus (platypus), 2885 nucleotides. RefSeq names its product BCL2 like 13 (gene BCL2L13). Gene Ontology annotation, biological process: regulation of apoptotic process; apoptotic process. The transcript is spliced from 7 exons. NCBI's taxonomy places the organism in Eukaryota, Metazoa, Chordata, Mammalia, Monotremata, Ornithorhynchidae. Gene Ontology annotation, cellular component: mitochondrion. Bases 311 to 1630 code for a protein of 439 amino acids. The record is from RefSeq and is a predicted model, not a curated record.
CCGCCGCGCUGAGGUGACGGAGCGGCGCUGAGGUGACCUCAGCCUCCGGCAUGGCGGCGGCGGCGGCGGGGGCGGGGGCCCGUUAGCCCCGCCGGGGGGAGCUUGUCCGCAGCGGCCGCCGCCCGGGCGAGGGACGAGGAGGACGAGGAGGAGGGGAGAAGACGGGCCUCCCCCUCCACCCCCCACUUCCAGCCCGCCUCAGCCCCUCGCGGGCAGGGAUGGCCUCUCUUGACCAUCAGUCGUCCUAAGCGGGCCUUUCACGACUCGCGGAGGUGUUCGGACUGGUUUUGGAACUCUCCCAGACGAGCCAAUGGCGUCCUCAACUGCCGUGCCGGUAGGCUUUCACUACGAAACAAAGUACGUUGUCCUCAGCUACCUAGGACUCCUUUCUCAAGAGAAACCACGAGAGCUGCAGGCACCUUCAGCUCAAGGGACCCACCCGCCUGCGUCGUCUCAACCGCUGGACAGAGAGGUUCUGGGGAAGGUGAAAGCUGAAAUUGAAGAGGAGCUAAAGUCCUUGGAUAAAGAAAUUUUGGAAGCCUUCGCCAGCACGGGCUUUGACUGCCACACGUCUCCGGUGUUCAGCCCGGCCAACCCCGAGAGCUCAAUAGAAGAUUGCUUGGCCCAGCUCGGCGAGAAAGUGGCCCAGGAGCUGAAGGAACCCCUGCACCAAGCGCUGCAGACUCUGCUCAGCCGGCCAGUGACCUAUCAGGAAUAUCGGGAACGUGUACUGGAGACAGCUUCUCAUGCCAGCGGAUGGAAUAAGGUUUUGGUGCCUCUGGUUGUGCUCCAGCGAAUGCUGAAGGAGCUGACCCUGCGCGGACAGGAGCCCCUCGGGACCCUGCUGCAGUUCGGCGUGACGUACCUGGAAGACUUCGCCGCGGAUUACAUCAUCCAGCAGGGCGGAUGGGGAACCGUCUUCAGCCUGGAGCCGGAAGAGGAAACGUACCACGGAGCCAUCGCCGAGGACAGCAACGACAUCUACAUCCUCACCAGUGACAACUCCGGGCAGGUCAGCCCGCCGGAGUCUCCCACGGUGACUUCGUCCUGGCAGUCGGAGAGCCUGCCGGUCUCACUGUCCGCCAGCCAGAGCUGGCAGGCCGAGAGCCUCCCCGUGUCCCUGGGGCCCGAGUCGUGGCAGCAGGUGGCCAUGGACCCCGAAGACGUCAAGAGCCUCGACAGCAACGGCGGGGGCGAGGAGAGGAGCGAGAACAACUCGUCCAACUCGGACAUCGUGCACGUGGAGAAGGAGGAGCUCCCCGAGGGGAUGGAGGAGGCCAGGGGCGCCGCGGCGGCCCCACGGGCCGGGGCCCCGCCGGAGACGGAGCCCGAGGCGGCCGCCGCCGCCGCGGCCGAGGCGACGGCGCCCCCGCCGGGCAAGCCUCUCCCGAAGCCGGUCCCCAGAGCCGAGGAAGCGGCCCCGGCGCCCCAGCCCAGGACCGCGCGGCCUCCGGCGGGGGAAGCGGGAGCCCGGGAGGAGGGCCGCCUCUCGGAAGAGAAGCUCCCCGUCGCGGAGGAGAAGCCCAUCCUGCUGCCCGAGGGCAAGUCCGUGCUGCUGUACGGCGGGGUGGCCGCGGUGGCCAUCCUGGCGGUGGCCGUGGGGGUGGCCAUGGCGCUCAGGAGGAAAUAGCGGCUGUCGCGGAGGGGAAGGAGGCGUGCGAGAGGAUCCCCCUUCUCAGUUGCGUUGACCCAAGGUGGAGCCGGCCGCUGGUGACCGGACGUGCGUUGGUGACUCUUGGGCGGGAUGAGGGCGAGGGGCGGCGGGACGGGGCGGCGGCCGGCCGGCGUGGACACGGUGGGGGAGCCGGCUCGGCGACAGCCGGGCGGGCGGCCCCAGCGCCCCGUGGAUUCGGAUCCCGCCGGGACGCGGGUCCGGCGGCCGGACCCCGGGCCCGGAACCGCCACCGGGGGUGAGGAUCCGGCGGCGGAAGCUCCGUUCCCCGGUGACCGCCGGUCCCACGGCAGGGCGUCUUCCGUCCCCGGGGGUCCGGGGCUUCCCCGACACCCAGCCUGCGGCGGCGGCCGCUCCGGCUCUUCCCCCGUCCCCCUCCCUCUCCCGCUCCCUGUCCCGUGCGUGGCGUGAGUGAGGAUCUCUCCCCUUCCGUUUCAGCCGCCUCUCAGGUACUGCCCCGGCCCCGGCCCCGGCCCUCCCCGGCUUCCCCGUCAGCCCCAGGGUCGGAGUGCUUGCUCGCCGUCUGUGCUGACGCGCCCGUCUCCCCCCCCCCCCCCACCCCCCCCAGCUUCCCUCUCCGCACCUUGUAAUGAUGCUGCCUUUAGAAGUCUCCCGAGCCCCCUCCCUGCCGGGGCUGUCUGGCCUACCCCGCUCGGAGGAAGGAGGAGGACCGCUCUCGGCCGGAUCCUCCCCCUCCCCGAGAUGCGCCUGGGCCCGGCCCUGAGACCGCCGGCCUCCCGCGGCCCCUUCCGCCCAGGGAGCGCCCGCCUGCCGCCCCUUCCCCGUCACGCCCCCGCAUCGCGGCCCCGGGCCCAGGUACGGCGUCGGCCGGCCCUCGGGCGGGCCACGGGUCUCGAUACUAGCGUUUUCGGAGCCAAGCUUUGCCGACCGCCCGAGACGAAUUAGUUCACGGAUCGCGUCCGGGCCGAGACCGGAACGUCGGCUCGUGCGAGGCGGCCGCCCCCGCUGCCCCGACGGAGUUUCCACGCGGGUCGCCCCGCGGGGGUGGUGAGCGGAUGAGGGGAGGGGGUCGGGUGGACCGGAGGCCUCGUCGCCGGCACGGUGUCGUUACGCAGGCCGAACGUGCCUCGUGCAAAAAGUCAUCUCCGACUCGUCGGUAAAUGUAACUGAUUACUUUUUAGAUCCUGGAUUUUGUAAUAAAAUGACUUCGGGGAACAAAAAGGAAAAAACCCUAUCCCCAUCCCCCAAUGCA